Messenger RNA from Fraxinus pennsylvanica, 1509 nucleotides. The record is from the annotation of a GenBank genome assembly. Lineage: Eukaryota; Viridiplantae; Streptophyta; Magnoliopsida; Lamiales; Oleaceae.
AUGUCAACCAAUUCCUCGCCAACUCUUUCCCAAUCAAAGCAUUGGAUAACUGAUCCCAAACCCAGCCCGACCAUGCCGAUUCAUCCAACCAUCACUGCAUCACAGCGAAUCCAAGGUUCUUCAAUAUCCGCAAUUUCAUCCUACGCCCCAGAGCAUUUUCAAUUUUUAACUGGAACUAAAGAAGGUGGAGGGUUCUUGGGUUUGAUUGAUUUGAGCUACAUGGCAAGUGGGCUGGUGAAAAGGGGUUUGGAUUUUACUCUGAAAAAGAAAAAAUGGAUUAUCUUACUUGGAUUAAUGGGAUUUUCGAGUUAUGGCGUGUAUAAAGUGUAUCAUAUGCCUUCUAUAGUGAGAAAAAGGAGUAGAAUUAUAAAGUUGUUUGGAGCCCUAAUUGCAAUGGCUGAACUGGUUUCAGAUUCCGCAGAGACAGUAAGUGUUGUCUCCAAGGAUUUGAAGGAGUUUCUAAAGUCUGAUUCGGAUGAAAUCCCGAAUAGUUUGAAGCAAUUGUCGAAAAUUGCUAGGUCAGAGGAAUUAUCCGAGUCGAUUAUUAGGGUUUCUGAAGCAAUGACUGCUGGGAUUUUUCGGGGUUAUGGGGUUGAAAACAGUAGAAACCAGAUUCAAGAAGCAGGGAAUUCGAGUUUUACGGAUGGAGUUAUGGAUAAGUUAAUGUCUGGUGCUGGGACAGGGUUUGUUUCUGCUGUUGUUGGUAGUUUUGCAAGGAAUUUGGUUUUGGGGUUUUAUGCAAACGGUGAAACUGUUAGAGGGUCGAAUGGGAAUGGGUAUUCGGGCUUGUCAUGCAUGAAAUUAAAUUCUUCGACAUUGCCAAGAUGGGUAGAUGUGGUAUUGGAUGAUAAACCGAGAGUGUUAAUAGCUGAUUGUAUUAAGACUUUUGUGAGCACUGCAGUUGCUGUCUAUCUUGAUAAGACUAUGGAUGUUAAUUUCUACGACGAUAUGUUCUCUGGAUUGACCAACCCUAAACAUCAGAGUAAGGUGAAGGACAUACUGGGUUCUCUCUGUAAUGGGGCAGUCGAAACUCUUGUUAAGACAUCCCACCAAGUGUUGACAGCUUCAAAACCGAAUUCUGCUUCUGGUUCGAGUUCCCCUUGCUCGAUUGUUGAUCAGAGUGAAGAUUUGAGCUCAGAAAAUGACAAGGAUCUAGAACAGGCUGUCUCUUCAAGAAAAUUGAAAGAGACAAUCGGAUCUGAUGAUUUCCAGGGUAAUGGAUGGGUUAAUAGUGUCUCAUCAACAUUGGCGGUGCCAAGAAAUAGGAAAUUUGUGCUUGAUGUAACAGGCAGGGUGACAUUUGAAACGGUUAAAUCUGUGAUCGAGUUUUUCUCGUGGAAGGUGUCAGACGGCUUGAGACAAAGUCUUAAUGUAGCUCAUGAUGAGGUUGUGGUGCGAGGACUUGAAGUUGUCCAAUAUGUUGGCGCUAAGUCUUCUGUCAUUCUUACCAUAUGUAUUGCAUUGUUUUUACAUAUAUUGGGCAGUACUCGAGCUCUGUUGCCUGCAUAA